Messenger RNA from Nanorana parkeri, 1863 nucleotides. Its product is annotated as melanopsin-A-like. Lineage: Eukaryota; Metazoa; Chordata; Amphibia; Anura; Dicroglossidae. The transcript is spliced from 14 exons. Gene Ontology annotation, molecular function: G protein-coupled receptor activity. The record is from RefSeq and is a predicted model, not a curated record. Gene Ontology annotation, cellular component: membrane. Bases 1 to 1863 code for a protein of 620 amino acids. Gene Ontology annotation, biological process: visual perception; G protein-coupled receptor signaling pathway.
AUGUCUGUGGAUGGCAGGGACAGUCACCAACGAUCGGGCAAGAGCAAAGGGAAAGCCACUCAGCACAGUGCCAUACAGGACCCAGAAUAUCGCUGUCAGCUCCAGAGUCUACAGUGCUUUACAGUUGGUUCAGCUUGGCCCAGUGAACCAUCAAAAGAAGAAGUUCACCAUGUCUUCCCUACAGUUGAUGCCCCAGAUCAUGUUCACUAUACAAUUGGAGCUGUGAUCCUGGCAGUAGGAAUAACAGGAAUGCUGGGUAACUUCCUGGUCAUCUAUGCAUUCUCCAGGAGUAGGAGUCUUCGAUCUCCAGCCAACAUGUUCAUUAUCAACCUAGCUAUUAGUGACUUCUUCAUGUCCAUAACUCAGGCACCAGUGUUUUUUGCAGCAAGCCUACAUAAACGAUGGAUCUUCGGAGAGAAAGGAUGUGAGUUAUAUGCUUUCUGUGGCGCCCUGUUUGGGAUCACAUCAAUGAUUACACUGAUGGUGAUUGCUGUGGAUAGGUAUUUCGUAAUCACCCGACCGCUUGCCUCCAUUGGAGUGAUGUCCAAGAAGAGGGCAGUGUUAAUCCUUUUAGGUGUUUGGCUGUACGCUUUGGCCUGGAGCCUUCCUCCCUUCUUUGGUUGGAGUGCUUAUGUGCCUGAAGGCCUCCUAACAUCAUGCACAUGGGACUAUAUGACCUUUACACCCUCUGUUAGAGCCUACACCAUGCUCCUCUUCUGCUUCGUCUUCUUCAUCCCUCUUUUUGUUAUAAUCUAUUGCUAUAUCUAUAUUUUUAAGGCCAUCAAGAACACUAACAGGGCUGUUCAUAAAAUCGGUUCUGAUGACAACAAGGAAUCUCACAAACAGUAUCAGAAAAUGAAGAAUGAAUGGAAGAUGGCAAAGAUUGCACUCAUCGUCAUCCUCCUUUAUGUGAUUUCAUGGUCCCCCUAUUCUAUCGUUGCAUUGGUGGCUUUCGCUGGGUAUUCUAACAUGUUAACACCAUAUAUGAACUCUGUGCCUGCUGUGAUUGCAAAGGCAUCUGCCAUUCACAAUCCAAUAAUCUAUGCUAUUACUCAUCCUAAAUACAGGAUGGCAAUUGCAAAGUAUAUUCCUUGUUUGAGACCAAUCCUCCGAGUGGCUCGCAAAGAUUCCAGAACCUUUACUAGCUAUCCAUCUUCCCGGCGCUCCACUGUUACCAGCCAUUGCAGUCAAUCUUCUGACAUAAGUGGACUCCCCAAACUGAAAGGACAUCUUACUUCUGUCUCAGAUAGUGAAUCAGGCUGGACUGAUAUUGAAGCUGAUAUUAGUAGUAUGAACUCCAGGCCAGCCAGUAGGCAGGUUUCUUAUGAAAUGGGAAAAGACACCACUGAGCUCAAUGACAUAAAAUCCAAAGCUAAGCUGAAAAGUCAUGAUUCGGGAAUUUUUGAGAAGACCUCCAUGGAUACAGAUGACAUAUCGCUGGUAGAAAUUGGCCCAUCAGAUCGUAGCUCUCCUCUUGCAACAGGUAGAAGUUUAAAUGGCCAUGGACAUAGAAAGGGGGACCCUAUCUCCCGUGUAGCUGCAUCACGAAUACCCAGUAUCGUAGUGACCUACAGCAAUCACCAAGCCAACCAGGAAGCAGUAGAGCAUAACUCUACAUUGCCUGAUAUUGCAGUGAGAUUUGAUAAUGUUACUACUCUCAGUGUCUGUCAUGAGGAAGUAAAACCUGUCUCUACCAAGAUGGCUGCCUUCAGACAGAGACACAAUGGAAAGAAAGGCAUGGCCACAUGUCCUCAACAUGGGGAGAAUGCUUUGUCUGGGGCGUCGCCCUAUGUUGAAGAGGACAAGGGCCUCUUCCCCUCAACCCUGGCCCGAUGGAAUCUAAGUGCCGUCCCGCCCCCGUGA